AAGGCAACAAACAUAAUCAACAAUUUGUUCAAUAUUACCGUUCUUAACCAUUUGAUUAAGAUUAUGGCGAAGUGGUUUCUCACCCUUUUCUUGGUUCUUGCCCUAGCCACAGCAUUUGCUUCUGGUGCAAGAAACAUCCCAGGAGGAGGACUCACUGACCAGAAGAACUACCUAGGAUACGGUGGCGGGUAUUCCGGCAUCGGAGACAAUGGUUUACCUUUCGCUGGCGUCGGUGGAGGUGUGUCCGGUCCCGGUGGUAAUGUUGGUUUUGGUGGACUUGGUGGUGCUGCUGGAGGAUUAGGCGGUGGCUUGGGAAACGGAAUAGGCGGUGGAUUAGGCGGUGGUAUUGGUGCCGGAGCUGGUGGAGGAAGUACCGGAGGAGUUCAUUUCCCUUGAGUUGAUACUUUUGGAUUAAUAUUUCGCACGGUUCUUGAGCAAGGUCUAGUAGUUUAAGAUGAUUUCAGAGCAACAAUAAUAAUCAUGUCUUUGUAAGGUUUGGAAUUUUCAUUAGCUGUUUAACGUGCGUCUUAAGUUACUGUGGUGUCCCUAAGAAUCAGACUCGUGUCUUUGUCGUGUCAUGGCUUGGUCCAUUUUCAAAUUCUAUUUUGACUAUUGAGUGCUUCACUUAAUGAGUUAAUGUCAACAUCUAUGAUUACUUUUGAUUAUAAAC
This is a messenger RNA of Eruca vesicaria subsp. sativa (arugula), 670 nucleotides long. The record is from the annotation of a GenBank genome assembly. NCBI's taxonomy places the organism in Eukaryota, Viridiplantae, Streptophyta, Magnoliopsida, Brassicales, Brassicaceae.